AUUAUCUGAUGGCUAAUGAACGCAUGAACCUGAUGAACAUGGCAAAACUGAGUAUCAAGGGAUUGAUUGAAUCGGCGCUUAAUCUGGGCAGGACGCUGGACUCCGACUAUGCACCUCUUCAGCAGUUCUUCGUUGUGAUGGAACACUGCCUCAAACAUGGCUUGAAAGCCAAAAAGACUUUUCUUGGGCAAAACAAAUCAUUUUGGGGACCUCUGGAACUAGUAGAAAAACUUGUUCCCGAAGCUGCAGAAAUUACAGCAAGUGUUAAGGAUCUCCCAGGGCUGAAGACACCUGUGGGUAGAGGAAGAGCUUGGCUUCGCCUGGCUCUAAUGCAGAAGAAACUCUCAGAAUACAUGAAAGCCUUGAUUAACAGAAAAGAUCUUCUCAGUGAAUUUUAUGAACCUAAUGCACUGAUGAUGGAAGAAGAAGGUGCGAUCAUUGCUGGCCUCCUAGUAGGUCUGAAUGUCAUCGAUGCAAACUUCUGCAUGAAGGGAGAAGACCUGGACUCUCAGGUUGGAGUUAUUGAUUUCUCAAUGUAUUUGAAAGAUGGUAACAGCACGAAAGGCAGUGAAGGAGAUGGUCAGAUAACUGCUAUUCUGGACCAGAAGAACUAUGUAGAAGAACUUAACAGACAUUUAAGUGCUACAGUAAACAAUCUACAGGCCAAGGUGGAUGCCUUAGAAAAAUCCAACACUAAACUGACCGAGGAGCUUGCGGUUGCAAACAACAGGAUUAUUACACUGCAAGAAGAGAUGGAACGGGUUAAAGAAGAAAGUUCUUACAUCUUAGAGUCCAAUCGCAAGGUAGGUGUCACUAAAGACAGAACUGCUGAUGGUCAGGCACUGACUGAAGCACGGAAACAGUUAAAGGAGGAGACUCAGCUGCGGCUGGAUGUGGAGAAAGAGCUGGAGGUGCAGAUCGGGAUGCGACAGGAGAUGGAACUUGCCAUGAAGAUGCUGGAGAAAGAUGUUUGUGAGAAGCAAGAUGCGCUGGUGGCACUCAGACAGCAACUGGAUGAUCUCAGGGCCCUAAAGCAUGAACUGUCUUUCAAGCUGCAGAGUUCAGACAUGGGAGUGAAACAGAAGAGUGAAUUAAACAGCCGUUUGGAAGAGAAAACAAAUCAGAUGGCUGCCACCAUCAAACAGCUUGAACAAAGUGAAAAGGAUUUGGUGAAACAGGCAAAAACCUUAAAUAGUGCAGCAAACAAACUGAUCCAGAAGCAUCAUUAGACAUGUUUAUGUCUGGUGACCUCACAGCUCUGACAUCAGAACUCAUUUAUGAGGGGAGAACUUGAGAAUUGCUAAAAGCAACUGUUAAAAUAUUAAUUGUCACCUAAAGUUGAUUUGGAGUUUGCUGAAUUUUUAAAAUCAGUGAGGUUUUUCUUCAGAGAUUUAGGGUUGGGUAUAAAAAUCCCUAAAUUUGCCAUUUAAACUGUGUUAAAAGUACCAAGGAGUUGGCCAAUAAACACACCAGAAAAGCAUAAGGAAUGGGAGACAUGUGGCUCUGUCCAUCCCAGUGAUGCACACGGUAUAGAGCAGCACAAGUCUGCAACAUUUCUGGAUACUAGGUGCUUUGGUCAAGCCAAUUCCAGAUUGGCCAGCUCUGGAAAGUCAACUAGUUUUCUGUGUUACCCUUUUUGUGAAGUAGACGAACAAAAAUACAUCCCUGGAAGUUGUUGAAAGUAGUUGUGUGCGUUACCCCAAGCCGUUACCCGUUCACUUCUGUGGGUUCAGCCCCGAGUCCAAGACAAACGGGCACAACUCGAUAGCUCAUCACCGUGAAGACCAGCCCUCUUGUAACCGAGACUGCUUGCAACGAUUUUGCCUUAGUGACUUGGUGGGAGGGUGGGGACUUAAUCCUUAUUCCUUUAAACUUCAUGUGUCCAGAAUUAGUAGCUAGGUGUCUUUAGAGUAACAUGAUAGAGUGGUAAGUUCAGUGGAAACCUCCUUAUCUUUGCAUUGCCUUCUACCUCUGCCAUGAAUUCCCCUCUAGACGUACGUUGUGGUUCUUCCCGACUGAAGGAAGCUGAGGAGAGGUGUUUUGAUAGGUCUCUCAUCUUCCCAAAAAAGGAAGUUAUACGUUUUACAAAGAAUAAUCUGAUCUUUAUACUCCAGUGUUUGAAAGAAACAGGAAAAAAAAAGAAGGAACAAAACUAAAUGGGCA
Antrostomus carolinensis (chuck-will's-widow) is the source of this 2163-nucleotide messenger RNA. Its product is annotated as protein RUFY3. Gene Ontology annotation, biological process: regulation of axonogenesis. The transcript has 12 exons. NCBI's taxonomy places the organism in Eukaryota, Metazoa, Chordata, Aves, Caprimulgiformes, Caprimulgidae. The coding region runs from base 9 to 1229 and encodes 406 amino acids. Gene Ontology annotation, cellular component: neuronal cell body; cytoplasm; dendrite. The record is from RefSeq and is a predicted model, not a curated record.